AUGCCUAACUUUUGAUCUCUUCUUCUGCCCAUAGUUAAAGAGCAGGUGUGCCCACAGAAGGAGAAACAUGCCAUAAAGGCAGCAGGACAAACUGCUCGUAGCCAGUUGGGCUUCAGUGAUGACAAUUCAAAAUGGCUGGCUCCAGCCAAAGCCAAGCAGAUCCAGUCUAAAAGAAACCAUGUGGAGUUAUCCAGCGACGGUGAGGUGGAAGAGGGCAACUGGGAGAUGGAGGAGGAGGAGGAGGAUGGGAGCAGCGAGGAGAUGAUGGAUGAUUAUGGUGCCUCAUCAUCAGAGGAAGAAGAGUUGCUGCCUAUUGAAAAAGCUGCCCUGAAGCAGAAGUCUAACAGGGAGGGCCUCAGUGAAGAUGAUAGUGAAGAGGAGGAGGAGGAGGAAGAGGAAGAGGCAGCAGAGGAGGCAAGCAGGCAGAAAAUGGGGCAGAAGGAGGAAGAUAGCCCAGAUCUGCAGCUCAACCUGGAUAUAGAUGAACAAUUUAAACUGCCAACUAAUGAAGAGAUUGAGAGAGAGGCUGCUGAGCCUCCUGACUUGCACGUCAUUCACCAGCGCAUCAAGGGGAACAUGGACGUGCUGCAGGACUUUGUGGUGAAGCGGGAGGAAGGUCGCACGCGGCAGGAGUACCUUGGUCUGUUGCGCCGGGACAUGGCUGCCUACUAUUCCUACAGCGACUUCUUGCUCAUGAAGCUUAUGGACAUCUUCCCACUCCCUGAGCUAAUAAACUUCCUGGAAGCCAAUGAAGUUCCGCGCCCUGUGACUAUUCGCACCAACACGCUGAAGACACGGCGACGGGACCUGGCACAGGCUCUAAUCAACCGUGGUGUGAAUCUUGAUCCCUUGGGGAAGUGGUCAAAAACAGGACUUGUUAUUUAUGAUUCCUCUGUGCCCAUUGGUGCCACCCCUGAGUAUCUGGCUGGACACUACAUGCUGCAAGGAGCCUCCAGUUUUCUCCCUGUCAUGGCUUUGGCUCCACAGGAGAAUGAGCGCAUCCUGGAUAUGUGCUGUGCCCCUGGAGGCAAGACCAGCUACAUAGCUCAGCUUAUGAAGAACACAGGUAUGAUCUUGGCCAAUGACAGCAAUGCUGAGCGGCUUUGCAGCGUGGUAGGGAACUUGCAUCGUCUGGGAGUCACCAAUACUGUCGUGAGUAACUGCGAUGGACGCCAGUUUCCCAAGGUGCUUGGAGGGUUUGACCGAGUCUUGCUUGAUGCUCCUUGUAGCGGAACAGGUGUCAUUUCCAAGGACCCUGCUGUCAAAACCAACAAGGAUGAGAAAGAUAUCCUACGAUGUGCUCACCUGCAGAAGGAGCUGAUUCUUAGUGCUAUAGAUUCAGUCAAUGCUGCCUCAGAGACAGGGGGCUACAUUGUCUACUGCACUUGCUCUAUUAUGGUGGAGGAGAACGAGUGGGUUGUGGAUUAUGCCCUGAAGAAACGCAACGUCCGUUUGGUUCCCACAGGCCUGGACUUUGGCAAGGAAGGCUUCACCAGGUUCAAGGACCGUCGCUUCCACCCCUCCCUCAAGUCUACGCGACGUUUCUAUCCCCACACACACAAUAUGGAUGGGUUCUUCAUAGCCAAGUUCAAGAAGUUCUCUAAUGCCAUCCCCCAGACACAAAAAGAUGAAGAGCCUGCUGCAGAAGCAGCAGCUCCGUCUGCUGUCCCUGAUGCCAUCAUGGAGCCUCAGCCAAAAAAGAAGAAACUUGAGGGAUCAAAAAAAUUUGCAGGAUCAAAAGUUGACGAAGAGCAGAAGCUGCUACAACCUGCUUUGAAGAAGAAACGUUCAUUGCAGGCACAGAGGAGACCCUCAAAGGCUGGCCAGCCUUCUCCCAAAAUGAUGCAUCCUAAAGUCCCUAACAGGAAGAAGAAGAAGCAUAAAGUGAAAGUGAAUGGACAGUGA
Acanthisitta chloris (rifleman) is the source of this 1905-nucleotide messenger RNA. It is a transcript of the gene NOP2, whose product is annotated as NOP2 nucleolar protein. Lineage: Eukaryota; Metazoa; Chordata; Aves; Passeriformes; Acanthisittidae. Gene Ontology annotation, cellular component: nucleolus. The record is from RefSeq and is a predicted model, not a curated record. The transcript has 14 exons. Gene Ontology annotation, biological process: maturation of LSU-rRNA; rRNA base methylation. Gene Ontology annotation, molecular function: rRNA (cytosine-C5-)-methyltransferase activity; RNA binding.